Molecule: messenger RNA, 1098 nt
Organism: Saccharomyces mikatae IFO 1815
Lineage: Eukaryota; Fungi; Ascomycota; Saccharomycetes; Saccharomycetales; Saccharomycetaceae
Exons: 1
Coding region: 1-1098 (365 amino acids)
Molecular function (GO): oxidoreductase activity, acting on the CH-CH group of donors, NAD or NADP as acceptor
Source: RefSeq, a predicted model, not a curated record
AUGGUAUUAGCUAAGCAAUGGGUUUUGAAAAACCUACCAAUUCCUGGUCAACCAUUCAAUUUUGACUUUACCGACCCUGAAUGUACUUUUGAGCUUGUUGAAAAAGAAAUUUCUCCAGAGCAGUUAAAGGUUGGUGAACUGUUACUAGAAACAAAUUAUCUAUCUAAUGAUCCUGCCCAGAAAUUUUGGAUUUCAUCACGAGACAAAAAUUAUGCCAAAGGUGUCCAACCUGGUGAAAUCAUUCCCGCAAGAGGGAUUGGUAAAGUCUUGGCCUCAAACAACGAAGCUUUUUCACCCGGCGACUAUGUCUCUGCGCUAACUGGCUGGACUACUCACGUCAUUAUCUCGCAAGAAAAUGUUAAACAAUUAAGAAAGCUUGAUAAAAACAAAGUUGGGAGACUUUGGUGGUACCUAUCCGUGUUAGGUGGCACUUCUUUAACAGCGUAUUUUAUUUUUUUCAACUAUGCUCGACUACAAGAAAGGGAAGAAGACUAUGGAAAAGUGUAUUUAAUUUCUGGUGCAGCUGGUGCAGUUGGUACUGUUUGCAUUCAACUGGCUUUGAAUGUCUUUAAAGCUUCGAAGGUUAUUGCUAUUGCUGGUGGUCCAGAAAAAGUUGCUUUCGUUGAAUCCUUUGGGGACAAAGUGGUCGGAGUUGAUUAUAAAGAUCCAGACUUCGAACAGAAACUUAUCGAAGCUGCCGGCGGUGAGAAUACUGUAGAUUUCUUUAUCGAUAAUGUUGGUGGUAAUGUGCUGGAAGCUGGUGUUCUGCUUCUAAAGCAAAGUGCUAUGUUAAUAGCCUGUGGUGCUAUUAGUGCUUACAAUGAUCCAUCCAAGUUUGUAUUUAAGGGAUACAGCUACAUUCUGACCAAGCGAUUGAUUGUUAAAGGGGUGCUAGUGACGGAUCAUAUCGAUGAAUUUCCAAAGGCGUUAGAUAGAUUGAGUUCUUUAGUCAAGUAUGGUCAAAUUAGUCUGCUAAAUUCGGCCACACUCGAGGAUGGUACUGGUGAUAAGUUCAAGAAUGUGCCCUUGAUAUGGAAAGGCCUCUUCAGUGGUGCCAAUUUAGGAAAGCUUAUUACUGAAGUCAAGAAAGACGAAUGA